CCUCCUGUGUGAGACGGCAGUCAGACAGGCAGACGGUAAUGUUUUCCUUCAUUACAAAGCAGCUAGAGGACAGAGAACUGGAGUAACAUUUGAUGUCUUUAUACAGAAGGCUACCGCAGAACUUCUAGAAAAGAUUCCCUCAGAGAUUAAAUGGCGUCACGGUCAGAGGAGGAUCUCUGCUGUCCGAUCUGUACGGACGUCUUCAAAGAUCCUGUGGUUUUGACGUGCAGCCACAGCCUCUGUAGACACUGUCUGCUGAGGUGGUGGAGACGGAAACCAAUAAGAGAAUGUCCAGUUUGUAAGACGGUAUGUUCAAAGAAAAAUCCUCCUGUCAGUCUGGUGUUGAAGAACCUGUGUGAAGCCUUCUUACUGGAGAGAGACCAGGGGACUUCAGAGGCUCUCUGCAGCCUGCACAACGAGAAGCUCAAACUCUACUGUCUGGACCAUCAGGAGCCGGUGUGUCUCAAAUGUAGAGAUUCAGAAACACACAACAGCCACAGAUUCAGACCCGUUGAUGAAGCUGCACAAGAACCAAGGGAGAAACUUCAGGAAACUCUGCAGCCCUUAAAAGAGAAGUUAAAGGAUUUUGAAAAAGCUAAAAUAAAAUGUGAACUAACAUCAGUAGAUAUUAAAAUCCAAGCCCGACACUAUGAGACGCAGAUUAAGGAGCAAUUUAAGAAGCUUCGUCAGUUUCUAGAAGGGGAAGAGGAGGCCAGGCUGUCUGCGCUGAGGGAGGAGGAGGAGCAGAAGGGUCAGAAGAUGAAGGAGGAGGUGGAGGCUCUGAGCAGAGAGAUGUCAGCUCUUUCAGACACAAUCAGAGCCACAGAGGACGAGCUCAGAGCUGCAGAUCUCUCUUUUUUAAAAAACUACAAGGCUGCUGUGGAAAGAGUCCAGCAGCGCCGCCUGCAGGCGGGGCCACAGCUGCCUAAAGGAGCGCUCAUAGACGCGGCCAAACAUCUGGGCAACCUGAGCUUCAACAUCUGGAUUAAGAUGAAGGACGUGGUCUCCUACUCACCUGUGAUUCUGGAUCCAAACACGGCUGGUAUUAAAUUGAUCCUGUCUGAAGAUCUGACCAGUGUGAGAGGAGCAGUGAGUCAGCAGGUCCCUGAUAAUCCAGAGAGGUUCAAGUCCUCCAUCUGCAUCCUGGGCGCCGAGGGUUUCACGUCAGGGACUCACAGCUGGGACGUAUACGUUGGAGGCAAUAAGUUCUGGUUACUGGGUAUGUUUGAAGAGUCGGAUCAGAUAAGGAGAAGCGUGCAGUUGGAUCUUUUAGGGGUAAUGUUCAAAGACGAUGCAUACAAAGCAUGCUCAUCAGCUUCCACCACUCCUUUCACGGUCCAGAAUCCAGUCCAGAGGGUCAGAGUGAAUAUGGACUGGAGCGCAGGACAGCUGUCGUUCUCUGAUCCUGAUACUAACAAACACAUACACACCAUCACACACACUUUCACUCGUAAGGUGUUUCCUUUCUUUUGUACUGCUGGUGGGCUGAGGAUAUUACCUCUGAAGAUCAGUGUGACACAACAGAUCUGAUAGAUCCUAAAGGUUAAAUCAUUUGAAGAAGUGUUUGUACCACGUUGAGCCAAAGGGAUUCUUAGGGGUGUGAGAGUUAACAUUUGUGCAGGAAGAGAUUGUAUUUAACUGCCUAGGCCAACCAUAACCCCUUAGACAGCCUGCAGUAUAGAUGUCCCGCCCCUUCAGCUAAUCAAAACACACAUUAAACAUUUAGUCCUAGACACCAAAAAAAAAAAAAAAAAAAAUGCAGAAUCCUUUUUUGACAACAUUACCAGGUAACCCACUCAGUGCAUAAAAACAGUAUAAAUACUUAAAACUGUCAUGGCUAGAAAAGUGUUUCUCUGUCAUGAAAAUGACCUUACUGAACUGUUCACUAUUCAAAGACAAAGAUGACAUCGCUGUGAAAACGCAGGUCAAAUGUCACACCUUGGAUAGGAUUUGUUUGUAUUUUUGUUAUAAAGUGGAGAUGUGGUGAAUUUAAAAAAAAAAGUAAGUCACUGUCACAGCAAGGAGAUCGUCGGCUGACGGUCGGUGAACUGUUGUCGCCCUAGUUUUUGUGGUGCGUCCGGCUCCGUCGCUACCCGUCGGCCUUUUUUUUGACCGAUUCGACAUGUUUAAUCGUUGGCGGUGAGAGGAAUCUCUCUGAUUGUUCUGUUCAGAGGCCGCCACCCUAAUAUAAUGUUAGGGGAAACACUGCGCUGUAGUAUCCAUGAUUUCACCUUUAAGUGCGGCUUCUCCUUGUUUGUCGCCUCCCCUUCUUCUUUUCUUUUUCCACUAAAAGACAAAGGGCUGACAACGCCAGCGCCAUUUUCAACUUUUCAUCAGACGUUAUUCUCGAUUAGUAGGCUUCAUGUAAUACGAGUGGUGCGCGACAGCGGUGUGAAAAUGGACUACCGCCGCCUGCUGGGCGGUACAAGGUGGUUGGCCGUCAGCUGUAGUCUUUGCCGUGUGUUCUAGUGCAACUUUUGGGCCGUGACGUGAUGCGGCGCCGCAGGCGGCCUUCGUCGCCACUAGUUCUUUGCCGUCUGCUUGGUGUGUCAGGGCCUUUUAGAAAGGAGGAGGAGUCUUGUAACCAAUGCUUUUAGGUUGCAUGAUGGGAAAAGUAGGAGAAAUUGAAGGUACUGAAAAUCACCAUAUCAACCUUUGUUUCUUUUUCUGAGUUCCCUAACUCUAUGAAAGUUAACUUAUCUAUAAUGCUUACCUCUACAAAUGUUCACUAAGCUCCCACAUACUCAACUUCUGCUGAUUUCUCAUAUUCUAUUUAUUUAAGGGUGGUCAAAAGUCUCCACACAUUCUCCCUAUUAAGUGUUUGUGUUGUUUCCCUGUGUUUCUUAUCAGUGCAUUGUUUAUUAAGGAUGGAAUAUAAAUAUUCUGUGUGUCUUUUAUUUCUCAUCCUACACAUAUUGAAUGUAUUAUCUUUGCAUCCUCCACAGUCUGGGACACUCUUAAGGGAGAUGUGGUGUCAGGGAUGCAUUGGGAUCACUGACUGGAUCCGACCGUACAUACAUUUUAUCAAACACUCUGUGCAUUCUUAACCACUGAAAGGUCUACAACUGCAAGCUUGUAUCUAAAGUUAAUAAAACUGUGUUCAGAUUUAA
Molecule: messenger RNA, 3110 nt
Organism: Labrus mixtus (cuckoo wrasse)
Lineage: Eukaryota; Metazoa; Chordata; Actinopteri; Labriformes; Labridae
Product: E3 ubiquitin-protein ligase TRIM35-like
Exons: 2
Coding region: 151-1530 (459 amino acids)
Molecular function (GO): zinc ion binding
Source: RefSeq, a predicted model, not a curated record